CUGUAACUCUUACACUUAUUGUCGUCUAUAGAAAAGGUGUGUUUAGUAAACCUGUAUCUCUCGUCUUCUCAGUGCCUCCCCCUAUAAACAUACAGAGGAACAAUUACACACACAGAUCCCAACUGAAGGUACAGCAGAGACUCGUCCAGACUAGCCGAGUGGUGUAUUGAAUGAAAAGCAACAUUCUAGGCCACAAUUGAACCUCAAUUCCCAAACAUAGAAGGACAUAGAAGGAUAUAAUCAGUGUUUAUCAAUAGGUUAUACAAAUUCAGCCCUGAUCUUUUCUGAGACUUAAAUGGACCCCAAUGUGUACGUUGUCCCACCCAGCUACAAUGAGUAUGAGCUGCCUCCACCUCCUCUUUAUGAACCAGUUCCUUAUACAAUACCAGUCAAGCCUCCACCGCCUCCAUACAGCUCCGAAGUAAAUACUGCCCAAUUUGGAGCAGGACCUCCAACAAGAUCCUCAUCCUGGACUCACAAAAAGAAGAUUUGCCUAAUUUCUGCCACAGUUGUUUGCACAGUGGUAGCUAUUGGGGCUGCACUAAUUAUAGGGUUUUUGGUCACAAAGCCAUCAAACACGGCAACCUGUCAAAUUCGCUGUGCCUACUCUUCCAAGUGUAUCUCUCCCUACCAGAUAUGCGAUGGAACAUACGACUGCAUUUUUGGAACUGAUGAAGAUAAUUGCGUUACUAAAAGCCCAAGCAACCCAACAUGCCAGAUUUACUGUAUCUACACCUUUAAGUGUAUUUAUGGCUACCAGAUAUGUGAUGGUAUAAGAGACUGCACUUAUGGAGAUGAUGAAAACAAUUGUGUAACAACAAGACCAACUUACUGUGAAAAGAGUUGCGGCUCAUCACCAAGUUGUGUCCUGUCUUCCCAGUGGUGUGAUGGGGUGACCCAGUGUCCUAAUGGAGAAGAUGAGAUGUCCUGUGUGAGAUUAUAUGGAGCAGACUUCCAACUGCAGGUCUAUUCUCCAUUAAAGUCAGCAUGGCUGCCCGUGUGCAGUAAUAACUGGAAUAAUGACUAUGGGAAGCUUGCCUGCCAGGACUUUGGAUACAGCAGGAGCAGCUAUAACAGAUCUGAUACUUUGCCUUCCACCUAUUCCCCUAAUGGGUAUUUCCAGCUGAAUAAUGGAUCUUGGAGCAGCAAAUUUUAUACAAAUGUUCAGUAUAGUUCUUCCUGUUUUUCGGGAAAUGUGGUCUCGUUACGCUGCAUAAGGUGCGGUGUAUCUAAUAACAAUGUAGCCAGUCGUAUAGUAGGAGGAACUAAUGCUGCCUUAGGAAACUGGCCAUGGCAAGUCAGUCUACGGCACUCAUCGGGCAUUUUAUGCGGUGGGUCCAUCAUUUCUCCUAAGUGGAUAGUGACUGCAGCUCACUGUGUAUAUGGGUCCUCUGGAAUUGCUUCUGACUGGAAGGUUUUCGCUGGGUUACUGAACUUGUCAAAUUAUUAUGACAGCAAUGGCCAUUUAGUGGAAAAAAUAAUUGCACACCCUGGUUAUAAGGAUUCCAAUAAAGAUAAAGAUAUUGCCCUAAUGAAACUAAGAGAUGAAAUAACAUUUGGCUAUAACACUCAGCCGGUGUGCUUACCCAAUUCUGGAAUGUUCUGGAAUGCUGGCACAUCAUGUUGGAUAUCUGGUUGGGGUACGACCUCUGAAAAAGGUACGGUUUCUACAACUCUGAAGAAUGCUGAAGUUCCUCUGAUUGACUCGAAAGUAUGCAACCAGUCUUCCAUGUACAAUGGGGAAAUUACAUCUUCUAUGAUAUGUGCUGGUUAUCGUUCGGGGGGUGUCGACACAUGCCAGGGUGACAGCGGAGGUCCAUUAGUAACCAAAACCAGCUCUAUUUGGUGGCUCGUUGGUGACACCAGCUGGGGAUAUGGUUGCGCCCGAGUCAAUAAACCUGGUGUAUAUGGGAACAUGACAACAUUCCUGGAAUGGAUAUAUUUACAAACAAGGAUUAACAGUUGAUGAAUGCUCCUAUGUUUUUAUUCUAACAAUUUCAAGAAUCUGUAAAAAUAAGAGAACAAAUCUGAUUAUUUAUCCCAAAAUGUGCCUUAGAAUGAGAAUUGUUGGUUGAACUGAAUGAAUUUGUUGAAGAAAAUUCCUUUGGGUAUGGACAGUGUACCUCUCCCAAUGUUUGAAAAUCAUCUUUUAGCAUAUCCAGACUCCUUCUUCUGUUACUCCAGGUCUGGCAGCUCUAGGUUUUUUUUCAGACAAUGAAGGAUCAUGUGGACUGAUUCAUACCAACCAAAAGGCUACUAUGAAAACAUUAAAGUUUAUUUUUUCACACACCUUCAUCAA
Xenopus laevis (African clawed frog) is the source of this 2299-nucleotide messenger RNA. RefSeq names its product transmembrane serine protease 2 gene 2 L homeolog (gene tmprss2.2.L). NCBI's taxonomy places the organism in Eukaryota, Metazoa, Chordata, Amphibia, Anura, Pipidae. Gene Ontology annotation, cellular component: plasma membrane; membrane. The transcript is spliced from 17 exons. The record is from RefSeq and is a predicted model, not a curated record. The coding region runs from base 296 to 1966 and encodes 556 amino acids.